AUGGACCAACAGCUGGACGAGCACAGCGCUAGCGACAUGAAUGUCGAGACAAGGUCAGAGGCAGAGUGCGACACCUCCAAGAAAAAUACAGAAUCCAUUAUUGCAGCUGCCACUGCCACCACUGCCAAAGGAUCCGCAAGCGAGGACGAGGACAAGCGGCGCUCUGAUUACAACGCCAAAGGCAAAGCCGCAGAGGAAGGGCCAGCGCAUUAUCUCUGCGGUCUGAACAACCUGGGCAACACAUGCUUCAUGAACUCAGCCUUGCAGUGCCUGGGGCACAUCAAAGAGCUCACGCAGUAUUUUGUCUCGGGGGCGUACCGCACCGAGGUGAACCGGACCAAUCCUUUGGGGAUGCAGGGCUCAGUUGCUCUGUCAUACGGUCGCCUGGUGCGGUCCAUGUGGGGGGCUUCUCAUUAUGCACCCCGCGGAUUUAAGCAGACGCUGGCGCAAUGGGCGCCACAGUUCCGCGGGUACAACCAGCAGGACGCACCCGAGUUCCUGGCUUUUCUGCUGGAUGGGCUGCACGAGGAUCUGAACCGGAUUGUGCAAAAACCCUAUGUUGAGGUGCCUGAUGCCAAUGGCAGGAGCGAUGAGGAGGUGGCCAACGAACAAUGGGAUUUGCAUCUGAAGAGAAACGAUAGCGUAGUCGUGGACAUGUUCCAGGGCCAGUUUCGUAGCACCCUGGUCUGCCCCGAAUGCCAUGGCGUUUCAGUUACAUUUGAUCCUUUCAUGUACUUGACCUUGCCCGUGCCCGUGCAGAGACAGCGCGAGGUUGCCGUACUUUUUGUACCUGCCGAUGUUUCGCUGCACGCCGUGCGCAUGCGGGUGAAUGUGCCGUCGGAAUUCACCGUGGCGCAGCUUUUGGGUGUCGUGGCCCAUCUAACAGGACGUUCUGCCGGAGAUCUGGUGGCGAGCGAUGUGGCAUCGCACCGCACAUACAUGGUCUUUGGGGACAACGACGCGGUCAGCGACAUCAAAUCAGCGGACAUUGUACACAUGUAUGAGGUUGACCGUCAUGAGACUGUGGUUCAACUGAUGUGCUCCAAGGCAAGCAUGCGUCCCUCUGGUUACAUGUAUCCGGACAUCAUCACCAUGCCCCUGUUGCUGACGCUUCCUCAGAGUGAGCUGACGCUACAAAAGGUGCUCCUGGCCGUGGUCAAGGCACUGUACCGCUGGACAAUGGUGGAUAUCUCGCGAUUGGUGACUGCCCUAGAGGGACAGGACGACGAGAUUUUGGAGCUUUUGGUUGGCGCUGUUACUACCUAUGUUCAUCGCGGGCGCGGUUACGCGAUGGCUACGGUGAGGCGUGGUAUGUCGGCAUUCAUGAAUUCGGGACGCAAGGCUCCCCCGGUGGGUCCGUUCAGCGCAUUUGCAGAUCGGAUUGUGGGCGACACUCUUGAGCCGCUUGUCCGCGAAGAGCAGCCAUCUGCCACUGCUGGUGGGCGGAGGAGGGCGCGAGAUGAAGAUGGUAUUGUCUGGGACAGCGACGAGGACUCUGGAGGGCAAGCACCGGCGGGCGUGACUCCGAAGCGGGCAAAGUCUGACAACGAGGCUGAGAGCGACGCAGAGAUAACCACCGGAAUGGAGAUUGUUGUGGAAAAAGAGGAGCCCACGCAGCCUGAGGCCGAUUCUGAGGAUCCUCCUGUGACCAGCGCAAGCACCAGCUCAGAUGACGAUAUCGUCGAUGCCGCCGCGGCCAUGACGUUUGCCACGCCGACAUUGGCGUCGCAAUUGUCGUGCCCCGUCGAGCUACGCUCCGGUGACACGCUCCUGUGCGAGUGGUCCAAGGAGGGCACGUCGCUGCUCCUCUCUGCGCUCGGCAGUUCUCUCGAGGAUUUCGACGACCUGUUUGACUUUAGGUGCACAGACAACUACGCCAUGCCACUGCUUGAGGAUGCCUCAGCCUAUACUCACCUGGCUCCGCUGGACUAUAUUUCCAGGGACUCUGAGCCUCGCUCCAUGCCCCCUCCUAGGGCUGUCGCCAAAAGAGCGCCGACUCUGCAAGAGUGUUUGGAUGAGUUCACCCGGCCCGAGCAAUUGGGCGUUGACGACCCUUGGUACUGCGGAAGGUGCCAGGAGCACCGGCUGGCUACCAAGAAGUUUGAUCUUUGGAGGACGCCUGCCAUCCUCGUUGUCCAUCUGAAGCGCUUCCACCACUCACGCGCGUGGGGCGACAAGAUCGAUGUGCUGGUAGACUUUCCUCUGGUGGGCCUGGAUCUCACUCAUGUGGUGGCGCAAGAGGGCGGCGGUGAGCUUGUCUAUGACCUGCAGGCCGUGUGCAAUCACUAUGGCGGCCUUGGCGGCGGCCAUUAUACGGCAUAUGCGAUGAAUCCUGAGGAUGGCCAGUGGUACGACUUCAAUGACUCAAGCGUGUCGCCGGUCAGAAACCCUGAGGAUGUAAAGACGAAGGCCGCAUACAUGCUGUUCUAUCGCCUGAGGGGAUCCGGUAGCGGCGUGGAAAAGAUCCACGAGAUGAUUGAGCGGUACAAGGAGACCGGCCAUCCGUCCGACGAAGAGGAAGAGCCUGAAUUUAUGCCCCGCGUCGGCAUCGCCCACAAGUACCCACAUAACAAUGACGACGACGACGAGGAUAGCGGCGAGGAGCAGGUUCUCUCGAUGCCCAAGAUCGACAUGGGCGAAGAUAUGAAUACAAACGAAUUUUUUGAUUUUAUCAGCAGGGGAGCUGGUAGAAUCAGUGCCAAUGUCAAUGGCGUUGAGUCGCCCGAGAGCACAACUGGCGUUGCUGACGACAGCAGCGAUACGGAAAAGGAGGAGUAUGGUAGCAAUAACUUUGAUUUUGGGAUGCGUGGGUUGGGCAGUAUGGAUGCCAAUGCUGCCGAGGGUACUGCGGUUAACAUUGGUCCCGAGUUCUCGCCGUCCGUUACUCCGCCGCCUGAAUUUUUCAAUGACAUUGAGUAUACGCCGGUCGCUGUGCCCGCGUAUAACACUGAGCCUGAUUUCCUGCCAUCUGUUACUUCGCCACCUGACCUUUACGACACGACUGAACCAAAUGACUAUGCUAAUUGA
Messenger RNA from Kickxella alabastrina, 3027 nucleotides. RefSeq lists its product as uncharacterized. NCBI's taxonomy places the organism in Eukaryota, Fungi, Kickxellomycota, Kickxellomycetes, Kickxellales, Kickxellaceae. The record is from RefSeq and is a predicted model, not a curated record. Gene Ontology annotation, biological process: protein deubiquitination. Bases 1 to 3027 code for a protein of 1008 amino acids. Gene Ontology annotation, molecular function: cysteine-type deubiquitinase activity. The transcript has a single exon.